AGUCGUGAGUUCGUAAACAAAUAGAAAAAUUUUAAAUUUUAAAAGGCGUUUCAUAAUUAUAGCGGCUGUUACACUUUUCAAACUGCGAACUUACAUUGAGGAACAGCUUUAUUUUCUAAUUCAAUAAUUAUGACGAUGAAAUCGUACUGAACGGAAUGUAUAUUUUAAUAUGGCUCUAGAAUGGUGGAAAAAGAGUGUUAUUUAUCACAUUUAUUUACCUUCUUUCAAAGACAGUAAUGAAGAUGGCAUUGGUGAUUUUCAAGGUCUGAUUCAAGAGCUUCGUUAUUUCAAGGAUCUUAGAAUUUCAAACUUAAUGUUGAGCCCUUUCUAUCCGUCUGCUAUGAAAGAUAAUGGAUAUGACAUUACAUGUUUUAUAGAUAUUGAUCCUGUGUUUGGAACAAUGAAUGAUUUCCAUUUAUUUAUGUUAGAAGCGAAAGAACAAGAUCUAAAUAUAAUCAUUGAUUUUGUUGCAAACCAUACCAGUGAUCAACAUCCAUGGUUUAUAAAAAGUAUUAAUAAAGUGGAACCUUUUACUGAUUUUUACAUUUGGGUUGAUGCAAAGCCAGAAUCUACUGAAGAACCUUUACCACCAAAUAAUUGGCUUAGUGUAUUUGGAGGAUCUGCUUGGGCUUGGAAUGAUCAAAGAAAGCAAUUUUAUUAUCAUCAGUUUUUGCCAGAACAACCUGAUUUGAAUUAUCGUAAUCCAGCAGUUAAAAGUGAAAUGGAGAAAGUUUUACAAUUUUGGUUGGAUAAGGGAGUUGAUGGUUUUCGGAUUGAUGCUGCUAGUCAUAUAUUUGAAGAUGAAAGGUUAUUAGAUGAACCUAGAGCUAAGCAAACCAAGGCAACUAUGGAUGAAUAUGGAUACUUGAAUCAUAUAUAUACAAAAGGUAUGCCUGAAACUUAUGAGCUUUUGAAAGAGUGGAGAUGUAUUUUAGAUGCUUAUUCAAAACGUCUUAACAAACCAAAGAUAAUGAUAAUUGAAGGAAUGGAGGAUAUAGAAGAUGUUAUUCUUUAUUAUGGUACAAUACAUGAAAAAAUUGCUGAAAUUCCUAUGAACUUUCAGUUCUACAAAGUGACACCUUCCUCAACUGGAUUAGAUAUUCAAGAAAUAAUUGAUGCAUGGUUGAAGAAAAUGCCAAAGGGAAAAUUUCCAAACUAUGUGAUAAGCUCCCAUGAUUUUCCACGAGUAGCAUCACGUGUGGGCAGCAUAUUGGCCAGUUCUCUUCAAAUGAUAGUGCUAUUGUUACCUGGCAUUCCUAUUUGUUACUAUGGUGAUGAGAUUGGAAUGGAGAAUGGUAUUAUCAGUCCUGAAGAAAUGAAAGAUAGUUUUGCUCUCAGAACAAAACCGUCAAAUUCUCGUGAUCCAAUGCGAACCCCUAUGCAGUGGAAUUCUGGCAUUAAUGCUGGAUUUACAAACUGUGAUAAACCUUGGUUGCCUAUUAAUACAAAUUAUAGAUUUCAAAACAUAGAGGUUGAAAAUCAAGAUGUUUUCUCUUUCCUACAUAAUUUUAAAAGGCUUGUGAAGCUUCGAAGAGAACCCUCAGUGCUGUUAGGAACAUGUGAAUAUGCAUUGGUGGAUAUGGACAUUUUUUCUUUCACCCGCUCUAUAGUUGGGGCAAAUUGUUAUUUAAUAAUAGUUAAUAUGAAUGAGAAUGCUAUAUUAGUUAAUUUAGCUUCUAAAGUACCAUCACUACCCGAAACUGCUCGUUUGAUACUUACAAACCCACAUUAUUAUGAAAAAGUUUUAUCAAAUAGAAGUGAAUUAAGUAAUUAUGCUGAAAGUAGUACUUCUAGUAAUGCCCGGAAUUCAAAUCAUCCUGCAGAAAACCAAAUAUUUAUUGCUUUAAAUAAUUUAAAAUUAGAGUCUCAUCAAUGUAUGGUUCUUUCUUAUGAAAUAUAAAAAAUAUGUAGAGCUUUUUGCCUUGCAUUGCUUUUUAAACUUACCAAAGUUUUCCAAAGAUCAAAAUAUUUUAAAGCAUUUAAUUAAAAUGUGUGUGACAUAUAAAAUUUGUAGGAUGUUUCCUUUCUUAAUCACUGCACUCCACCCUUUGUUUCUGGAAUAUGCUAAGUGCCAAUUAUAUCAAAGGGUUUGCUGUGUACCAGAAAGAUCACUGCUAUGUUUUAUAUAUUCAUUCACAAAGGUGAAAGCUGCAUCUGAGCUAGUGUUUGUAUUUGAGUAUUAUGAGAAAUAAGGAAAUUGAUUCAAGCUUAUAUUGCUUUUCACUUCCCAUCCCAUUCCAUAAAGGUUGCAUUUCUAAUAUCCCAAUACAUUGAUUAAAUAAUUCUGUUUUUUGGUUAUCAAUAUAUAUGUGUAUACAUACAUGGUUUUCAGGAUCAUUGUGGCCCAAUAACUUAUUAAUAAACCACUAUAAAUAUAGUUCUAAUUAGAAAAAUAUUUAAAAAAAUAUAUUUUAUGUUUUUUAAGUAAAUAAAUCUUUUUUUGAAUUAAUUACAAAUUCUAAUUUUUUUAUGCAGUCUUCCUGUCCUAUCAGUCAUAUUUAGUAAAAAAAUAAUUAUUGCUAUUAAGUUAAAUAAAAUUCAUUUACAAAUUUAUUUUGUGGAACAAUUAGAAAAGAUAAUAAAUUGACACAUAAUUUCAAUUUAUAAACGAUACAUUAAGGUCUCUUUUGAGGAUCUCUUAAGAGAUCUUGAAUUUAUCUGUAAAAUUAAUCUAAAACAGUGAUGCUCAUUGUUUUAUAAAUUGGCAGAAAAACUUUUGGAUAAAAUGCUACCAUGUCAAUAUUUUACUAAAUAUGAUUGAUAGGAUUAAGAGAUUACAAAAAAUUUAGAUUUCCUAAAUUUUUGAGAAAUAUAUUUACUGACACAAAUAAUAAAAAAUCUAAUUUUUCCUGUCAAGAAUUUUUCCAAUUGAAGAUAUAUGUCUAACUGUUGUGGUUUAGAAAUUAGAUAUUGGCCCAUGAAUAGAAUGGACACCUGAAUAUAUAUUUUUAAAAUGUUCAUUGGAAAUAAUAUCUAAUAUGUUUGUUUAAUUUUAUAGCAAUUGAACUUGCUUAGUUUAAAAUGCAAUGAUAAUAAUCUUUUUUUAUUUACUUCUCCACUUUAAUCAUUGCUCAGUAGCUAAUUUUUAACUAUUAGAGAAAAGUAAUUUUCUACUAAAUGGGUAAAAGGUCUAAAUGACAGAAAAACAAAAUACUUCACGUUGUUUAAAUUAAUAAAUACACUUUUUAAAAAAUUAUGAUGUCUAGAUUUUUAAAUAUAAUUCCUAUAAGUCAUACAGAGUAAUUUUUUUUUUUUUUUUAACUCACUAACAUUUUUAACAAGAAGAAGUUCAGCACUUCCAUGACUAAAACUGAAUGUGUUUAAAUUUCUUAAUUUUUGACAAUUUAAAUGGCUGCUUUGAUGAAAAUUUAACAAUCAAUGACCAUUUGACUUUGAUUAGUUUAAAGUAAUGAAAUUUGGUUGCAAAAUUAUGGACUUAUUUUUAUUUAAAAUGUUAGUGUAUCAAAAAUAUUUAACUAAAUAUAUAUAUAAAAAAAAACUAUAUAUAAAUUUAAGUUAUUUAAUUUGUUCAGCAGUACUCAAACAGCAUCUUUAAAGAUUUCAUCAGAGUUUUUUUUUUUUUUCCCCGCUUCUUUCUGAUUGAAAGUAUUUGUCUGCGUCUAAAGAUUUGGAAAUUAGUUAUUGAGUGGAUUUUCUUUUUAUAUAUAUUUUUAAAUUUGAAUAAAAAUUAAUUUCUUUGUUUAAUUUAUUUUCAUAUAUCCAACUAAUAAUCCAAAUGAAGUUCAUUUUUUCUCAUGUAUUCCAUUUAGUAGAAAUAAUAAAAGUUUUAUUAUCUGAGUUAGAAAACUCAAAUAAUAAAUAAGGGUUAAUCAGUAAUAGAUAUACCAGUUAUUUCCUUAUCAUUAACUUAGAGUGGAGCUUUAUUAAAAAAUGAACACUAAGUAUUUAGAAUAUAUUUAAAUAAUUAUAAAUGUUUAAAUAACUAUUUUGUUACUGUUCAAAAAUUGAAAUUUUACAUACAGGAAAUAAAUUUCAUAAGCUUCUGAAAUUUAAAGAAUAAUGAUAUAUUUUUAUUCUGGAGAUACCAAUAAAAGUUAUGUAAUAAGCUUGUGAAGAUACAUAUUUAUUUUUACACAAAUGAGUGAUUGUUCACUUUUAUUACAUACUUAGAAAAGAUGUUUUUAUACAACUUCCGUUUUUUAAUACAUGUAUGAAUUUGUCUCUAAAAAUAUCCAUAUUUAUCACUUCUCUUCGUAAGUAUAUUGUUUGAUUUAUUGCUGUUGUUUAUAGUUUGCAUGGAAACAUUUUUUUUAAAGGAAAAGAAUUUAAAAACUCGGCAGGAAUUCCUUAUUUCUAUAUAAUUGCUAUUUGGAACACAUUGCAAGGUAUUAUGAAUUGAUAUUAUUUCUCAGGGAGUGUUUUUAUGAAAUUGUGUGAUUUCAAUAAACUCAUUUAGUAUUUUGUAUUUCAAAGUAUUUCUAGUUUAUAAGCAGCAUGAUAGCGCUUUGCUAGCUAUAUUUAAUUGAUUUGUGAAUUUUUAUGUGAUAUGUUAGGCCUAUUUUUUUAAAAUAUGAAAAGCUAUUUAAUGCAUUCCCUUCUUUUAGAG
Argiope bruennichi is the source of this 4567-nucleotide messenger RNA. Its product is annotated as maltase A3-like. Gene Ontology annotation, biological process: carbohydrate metabolic process. The coding region runs from base 170 to 1900 and encodes 576 amino acids. Lineage: Eukaryota; Metazoa; Arthropoda; Arachnida; Araneae; Araneidae. The record is from RefSeq and is a predicted model, not a curated record. The transcript has 10 exons.